AUGGCUACUUUUAAGAGAUACAGCGUUACAGAGAAAAUUAACAUUUUCCAGUUUCUCUGUGGAACAAUUUUUUUCUAUCUUCUAAUUUUGUUGCUAAAUUGUUAUAAUUACCAAAAAUGUCACAGGAGGAGUGACCAGAAGUAUGACCUUCAAAGUGCGCUACAGUUCACUUGCAGCAGAUCCUUGGCAGUAGUACGAAGACCGGGAAAGUACAACCCUCCACUCAGAACACGCGUAGUAAAGGAAGUUACCCGUGGCGGCUUUAAAGAGUAUGAAGAAAAAUAUGAAUCGAAGCAUUACAAACUAAAGGAAAACGUGGAAGAUGGAAAUAAAGAUUGUGAUGAAAAGUACGAAGCAGCAAAUUACGGAUUCAGAGAAAAGUGCCCUUACGAAGUGAAUCCAUAUACUGGUGCAAAUGGACCUGAUAUUUUCUUAUUGAAAAAAAGAUUCCACAUGAAUUUGAACAAAAGGCAAGAUGAUGAGGAAGAGGAAGAUGAUGAUGAUGAAGGGGGGUCACUAAAAAAUAAGCUACCUGGUUCGUUAGAUGCAUGCGAAAAGGAAUCUUACAGAAAGAAAAAACGUGAUAGCAAAGCAAACGAUGAAUAUCCUACUAUAAUAAAAGAAUACGAAGAAAUUGACGCACCAGAAGUAUAUAAUGGAAAUUUUGGAACACGUGGUAGACGAAUAGGGUACGAAGAACCAGAAAAUAACAGAGCACGCCCGUCACCAAAUGGGCGCCAUCCAGGCAGAAGACAACACCCAGGAGACGAUAUGAGAUCAUACGGACCACCACCAAGAGGAGGACGCCCAGUUAGAAGAAGAGAACCUAAGGAUGAUGAAAUGAUGGCAUAUGGACAACCUUCAAGAGGAAGACAACCAGUCAGAAGAAGAGAACCUAAUGAUGAAGAAAUGACGGCAUAUGAAAAACCUCCAAGAGGAAGACAACCAAUCAGAAGAAGAGAACCUAAGGAUGAAGAAAAGAAGGCAUAUGGACCACCCCUAAGAGGAAGACAACCAGUCAAAAGAAAAGAACCUGGCUCACCUGAUCCAUCAAAAGUACGUCCAUUAAACGAACAAUCACAGGAGGAAUUAAAGAAAAAACAAGCAUCAACAGAACAGCAGGCAUCUAAUGAACAAUCCAAAGAUGAGCCCUCCAAAAGUGAACUAUCCACAACGGAAACAUCUACGAAAGAGCAAGCUAAAAAUGAGUAA
Molecule: messenger RNA, 1212 nt
Organism: Plasmodium cynomolgi strain B
Lineage: Eukaryota; Apicomplexa; Aconoidasida; Haemosporida; Plasmodiidae
Product: histidine-rich knob protein homolog KPRPC
Exons: 2
Coding region: 1-1212 (403 amino acids)
Source: RefSeq, a predicted model, not a curated record